GGCCUCGAGUCACUCUUCUUCUCUCUCUGGAAAAGCUAACCAAACAAUAUUUCUUUAAGCUUCCCUUUUACUGGGGAGUGUUUUUGCACCUUCCAACUCUUUUCAAACCAUUUGCUCUCAUUUCCCUUAUGUUUCAAGCUUUGACAUUUCUUUGAUCUUUGUUUCAUUCACAAGGUUAAAGUAGAGAAAACAUAUACUUAAAUGAUCCCUGAUUGAAGAAUGGGCUGUGUUGCUUCGAGGAUCGAUAACGAAGGGAGGGUUCGGGUUUGUAAGGAGAGAAAGAAGCUUAUGAAACAAUUGGUGGGAUUUAGAGGAGAAUUUGCAGAUGCUCAGUUGGCAUAUUUGAGGGCAUUGAAGAACACUGGUGUGACUCUUAGACAGUUUACCGAGUCGGACUCGUUAGAACUUGAUAAUACCUCUUGUGUCCAGACAUUGCCUCCCUCUCCGUCUUCUCCGUUGCAUCCACCUCCGCCGCCACCUUCUUUUAGUCCUGAUUUGAGAAAGCCUGGUGACAAUCUUAAGGUAGAAGCUGCCAAAGAAGAAGGCACAGAGAUCACUCUGGAUGAUUGUUCUACCCCACCACCUCCUACUGCAAGCUCAUCAUGGAACUAUUGGGACCUUUUCGAGUCUAAUUCACCUAUCCAUAAUCCGAGACAGAGUGAAACGAUAGAAUCAGUUCAGGAGGAAAGUUGGGCAGAGAGUAAGAUGGAGUUUGAGGAUGAAGAUCCAGGAGAGUUUGUCGAAAAUACGACCAUAAGUCCUCUCCCUGAGAGGCCCAACCCUAGGGAAAUCGUCGAUGAUAGCUCGUCAAUGAUGAGCUGGUGCGAUAAAGACUCUACAGAUGUGUCCGUGCUAGUAUCGAAGAACAAGAAGACUUUGGAGGGAAUUACAAAGGAGCUGGAUGACUACUUUUUGAAAGCAUCAGCUGGUGGGAAGGAAAUAGCUGUUUUUACAGACAUUAAUGUAGGAAACAAUUCUCUUCCAUGGAAACUCAAUGAAAACAAAAGGAAGAGGAGCAACUCUGCUAAGGUUUUUAGUGCAUUGUCAUGGAGCUGGUCUUCUAAGUCCCUUCAGCUUGCGAAAGAUGAUUUUCAGUGUGGAUCUAGUGAGCCGUGCAAGCCUGGAGCUCAUUGCAUUACUCUCAAUAAGCUAUAUUCGGCCGAGGAGAAGCUUUACAAGGAAUUGAAGGAGGAAGAAAAUACCAAACUGGAGCUUGAAAAGAAAUUUAUGUUGCUGCAAAAGCAAGACGAAAACCAUGACUGGACCAAGACCGAGAAAGUCCGAUCGAGUGUUGAGAAUCUGGAGAAUGACAUGACACGCCUGCAACAUUCUAUAAGUGCAUCCUGUUCAUCUAUAUUGGAGCUCAUUGAUGAGGAGCUUUAUCCGCAGCUGGUCGCAUUAACUUCGGGUCUGAUGGAGAUGUGGAAAAUGAUGUACAAAUCUCAUAUGUUCCAGAACCAUAUUUCACAGCAGUUGAAUAAUCUCACUGAUAAAAUAAGCAUGGAUCUGACUACUGAAUCCCGCCGCCAGGCUACGGCUCAGCUUCAAACCGAGAUUUCCUUUUGGUAUUAUAGCUUCUGUAAGCUCAUAAAAUCUCAGCAAGAGUACGUAAGAACACUCUAUCGGUGGAUCCAACUUACAGAUUGCCUCGUAAACGACCAGCAGCAGAGUCAUUACUUGUAUGCAGUUCGUAGGCUCUCCGAAGAAUGGCAGCAUGGUUUUGUAAAAUUACCUGAUAAGGCGGCCUCAGAGACCGUUAAAAGCUUUCUGUUGGCAGUCGAAUCUAUAAUCCAACAGCAGGCCGAAGAGCACAACCAGCAAAGAAAAUUCGAGAAACUCGAGAAAAGGUUGCAGAAGGAGUUAAUUUCACUGGCUGAGAUGGAGAAAAAGGUCGAGGGCGAUGUGAACUCCAUGCUGAGCCCCAAGCAUCCUUUAUCGGUUAAGCGUGCGAAAACCGAAGUCUUAAAGAAGCGGGUUGAUACAGAGAAGGCCAAACAUCUAAACUCAGUCCAGGUAAGCAAGGCCAUGAUUUUAAACAGCUUGAAGACUAGCCUUCCCAACGUAUUUCAGGCAUUAAUGGGACUCUCAAAAGCUUGUGUUCAAGUCUUUGAGGACGUUCACAUCCGUUCACAGCCGGAAGAAACUCCCCAGACCUCGGAGAACUCGACAAACUGAUUUUGAUUGAACGGUGUUGAAAUUGUAUGAAAUGUUUUGUGCCGGGAUUUGUUGAGUCUAAGCAAAGGUCUUGCUAUUCGAGAUAAUGAUAAGUAUGAGUUUGGACAGGUUUCAAUCUUCAACAUAGCACAUUAUCCAUUUUGAUGCAGGGCUUGUUUUCAAAGC
This is a messenger RNA of Hibiscus syriacus, 2340 nucleotides long. Its product is annotated as protein ALTERED PHOSPHATE STARVATION RESPONSE 1-like. The coding region runs from base 220 to 2175 and encodes 651 amino acids. Lineage: Eukaryota; Viridiplantae; Streptophyta; Magnoliopsida; Malvales; Malvaceae. The record is from RefSeq and is a predicted model, not a curated record. The transcript is spliced from 6 exons.